Microdochium trichocladiopsis is the source of this 771-nucleotide messenger RNA. RefSeq lists its product as uncharacterized. The transcript has 3 exons. The record is from RefSeq and is a predicted model, not a curated record. The coding region runs from base 1 to 771 and encodes 256 amino acids. Lineage: Eukaryota; Fungi; Ascomycota; Sordariomycetes; Xylariales; Microdochiaceae.
AUGGCAGCGUACACCGGCAUGGAUAACGGAUCCCCAGCACUGCCACGGUCUCUCGAGGAUGUUCGGAUCACCGGCCUUCCACCAGUCGCCUUCUACAUUUCUGAUUUCAUUACCGCAGAAGAAGAGAAAAUCUUGCUGGCAAAGAUCGCUGCUGCCCCAAAACCACGCUGGAAGCAGCUCACACAUCGAAGACUCCAGACAUGGCCGUCAGAUCUUGUCAAUAACAAACUUGUUGACGCACCACUGCCAGUGUGGCUUCAAGAGCCUGUAAUUUCAAGACUCAAGUCCAUUCCCAUCUCUCGAGACCAGGCAUCGUCUCAUGUCUUCUGUGACAGCCCUCACGGUGCCCCGAACCAUGUCCUGGUCAAUGAAUAUCCUCCGGGAAUAGGCAUCAUGCCACACAAGGACGGGUCCGCGUAUCAUCCGGUCGUCUGCACGGUCAGUCUUGGCGGCAGCCUGUGCUUGAACAUUCACAAGACCAAAGUGGACGGCACGCUAGACACGGAACCAAUAUGGAGGAUCUUGCAAGAGCCCAGGAGUCUCCUCAUCACAUCUGCCGACUUGUACACCGAGUAUCUACACGGCAUUGCAGACAUUGCCGAAGACAUCGGCCUGUCUGAGCACAGCAUCGCCAACUGGGGUCUUCUUCGUGAUUCGGCAAGCUUUGCAGAGGGCCGCAGUCAACGCUUGACCCGAACAAGUUUGACAUAUCGCGAUGUCAUGUCUGUAGCGAGGCUGGGGAACAAGUUUUCGUUCCUGCAGAAAAGAUGA